AGCCAGAGGCAAAUAGAAUGGUCCAUCAACAUGGCGACUUCUAGUGAAGAUGAAGAUCGUCUCGAAAAUGAGCCCAAAACCACACAGGGGAAUGACCCUGAUGACGGUGAAGACAAGACGACUUUCAAAGAAUUGGGAGUUGUCGACGUUCUAUGCGAGGCUUGCGAAGCGCUGAAAUGGAGAACACCUUCGAAGAUACAGAAGGAAGCGAUACCCGUGGCUCUCCAGGGUCGGGAUAUCAUCGGUCUCGCCGAGACAGGAUCUGGGAAAACGGCGGCCUUCGCGUUGCCGAUCCUACAAGCGCUCCUGGAGAACCCCGCUCGACUUUUCGCAUUGAUUCUGACCCCGACGAGAGAGUUAGCUUUCCAGAUCUCUGAACAGUUCGAAGCUUUAGGUUCAACGAUCGGCAUCAAAAGCGCUGUGAUCGUCGGCGGAAUCGAUAUGAUGACUCAAGCGAUGAUGCUCGCCAAAAAGCCUCACGUCGUAAUCGCAACACCCGGCCGACUCAUUGAUCAUCUAGAGAACACGAAGGGUUUCACUCUGAAAAAUUUGAGAUAUCUCGUCAUGGACGAGGCCGACCGAAUCCUCAACAUGGACUUCGAAGAAGAGGUCGACAAGAUCCUUAAAGUCAUUCCACGAGAGAAUCGCCGGACUUAUUUAUAUUCAGCAACGAUGACGAAAAAAGUUGCAAAACUACAACGGGCUUCCCUCACCGAUCCCGUCCGAGUCGAAGUGAGCACGAAAUAUCAAACCGUCGACAAGCUUCAACAGUAUUAUCUUUUCAUUCCGGCGAAAUACAAGGAGGUCCACCUCGUGCACCUACUGCAGGAUUUGGCUGGGCAGAGUUUCAUCGUUUUCUGCGCGACCUGUAACGGAACUCAGAAGCUAGCGCUCAUGCUCAGAAAUCUCGGUUUCACUGCCAUACCCCUGCACGGACAGAUGUCUCAGGCGAAACGUCUGGGCGCUCUGCAGAAAUUCAAGGCCCAGGCUAGAAAUAUUCUCCUAGCCACGGACGUCGCAGCGCGAGGUCUCGAUAUUCCCCACGUUGACGUCGUCAUCAACUACGAUAUCCCGACCCAUUCAAAGGAUUACAUUCAUCGAGUUGGGCGAACAGCCAGAGCCGGAAGAUCCGGUAAAGCAGUGACUUUCGUGAGUCAGUAUGACGUUGAGCUCUACCAACGUAUCGAGCAUCUGAUCGGGAAACAACUACCGAAAUACGACGUUCUUGAGCGUGAAGUUCUCGUUCUCGAAGAACGGGUUCAAGAGGCCCAGAGGUUCGCCAGACAGGAGAUGAGAGAACUUGACGACAAGCGCAAAGAUUCGAAAAAGAAAAAACGUGCCGAUGACGAUGACCGAGAUGCCGAGAACGCGCCGGGUAUGAAAAAUAGGAUGAAGAAAUCGAAGCACAGGGAAUGA
Messenger RNA from Galendromus occidentalis (western predatory mite), 1416 nucleotides. RefSeq names its product probable ATP-dependent RNA helicase DDX47. The record is from RefSeq and is a predicted model, not a curated record. The transcript has 4 exons. Gene Ontology annotation, cellular component: cytosol. Gene Ontology annotation, molecular function: nucleic acid binding; RNA helicase activity; ATP binding. Lineage: Eukaryota; Metazoa; Arthropoda; Arachnida; Mesostigmata; Phytoseiidae. Bases 31 to 1416 code for a protein of 461 amino acids.